AUGGGUGUGAGCUCCUCCCAACGUCUCGGGGUGGUGGCGCUGCCUUAUAAGGCCGCAGAGGCCGAGGGCGGGCGCGGCCGUGUGGGUGGAGAGAAAUCACAACAUCCUGCAGCGGGGGCGGGGCGGGGUGCCCGCAGCGCCGCGCCGGAGGCCGGGGAGCCACUGGGGUGGCCGGCCGCCCCCUUCGGGCCUCUCCCCGCUUCCUAUGGGCGCCUCCCAGCACAGGCCGACUCAAAGGAAAACGACCGGACUGCAGCCCAGAGCGGCUGGCGGUCCCGGGGCCCCGGAUACCCAAUGUGCCCCCCCCCCCGCCCCCUGAUCCCCUGCAAACCCCGGCAAAGCCUCGGCGGCCGCGGGGCCGGCCACACCCCCGCCCGCCGGCCCAAUCAGAGCGCGCAGCUGAGAACAACUGCACAUCCGGCCUCCGGGGCGUGA
Pipistrellus nathusii (Nathusius's pipistrelle) is the source of this 435-nucleotide messenger RNA. Lineage: Eukaryota; Metazoa; Chordata; Mammalia; Chiroptera; Vespertilionidae. The record is from the annotation of a GenBank genome assembly.